Larimichthys crocea (large yellow croaker) is the source of this 2760-nucleotide messenger RNA. RefSeq names its product interleukin 10 receptor, alpha (gene il10ra). Bases 220 to 1962 code for a protein of 580 amino acids. Gene Ontology annotation, cellular component: plasma membrane. Gene Ontology annotation, biological process: cytokine-mediated signaling pathway. The record is from RefSeq and is a predicted model, not a curated record. The transcript is spliced from 7 exons. Gene Ontology annotation, molecular function: protein binding; cytokine receptor activity. Lineage: Eukaryota; Metazoa; Chordata; Actinopteri; Sciaenidae.
AGCUGCCUCUUAUUUUAUCCACAGAUGAACAAGCAACCACAUCAGUGACAGAACAGCUGCUUCGCUCGUGUCAACAUUUUUCAAGUCAGUCUGAACUGUUUAACAGUUAACCGCUGAACAGCCGUUGUUGACGAGAGAGAUGUUUCUACAGUCGAAUUUACCUCGCUGAUGACUGGAAUAAGGAACUUAGUUGAAGGUUACUGCUUGGAUUAUUACUGAAUGACGACACCUCUCCAGACAACAGAAAUGGAUAUUGGCAAGAAGACACUAAUUUUUGUCCACCUGGUUUUCUAUAUGAACUAUGUGUCAGGAGGGGAAGUUCCUGAGCCUAAAGAUCUGGUGGUGGAUAUAACGGAAGGGGAGGUAGUGGUACAUUGGGAUAAGCCUGUGGGAGCCCCGUCAGACACCCAGUACAAUGUACAAAUUCUAAAUUACAGUGACAAGGGACAAUGGACCGCAGUGCACAGCUGCACAGGGAUCACAUACCAAUACUGCGACAUUAGCAGCCUUAUAUAUGACUAUCGCAAGACUUACAGGGUCAGAGUUCAACUGGUAGCAGGAGAUGCCGAGUCUGCAUGGGUCAAAAAGAUACUUACCCCAAAUGAUGGUAAACUGCUGCCUCCCUCCUUCACUCUGUGGGCUACAUCCAGCACUAUAGCAGUUAAGGUUCACCAGAAACCCAUUCUGAAAAAACUCUUUCCUUAUGGAGUCACCUAUACCAUUUACCUGGAGGACAGAGAUAAUAAGACUACCACCGCAUACCUAAAUGCUGAGACGGAGGAGGAUCAGAAGAAGACUUUCAGUUCUCUCCACUGGGGAAGAAAGUACUGUGUCAGCAUCAAGGUGGAGGGUAAAGGAGCAGCCGAUGACAGCAAAGUGUCCCCUCAACAGUGUCUGCAGCUGCCAGAGCAAGAAUGGUUCAUAUUAGCCGUGGUGUCCCUGUCUACUCUGGGUGUGCUGGCCUUCGUCGCUAUCAUAGUCAUGAUCCUCCUAUGUUACCUGAAACGUCCAGAGAAAACACCUGUUGCACUGAAGUCCCCUAAGAGUGGCUGGCUUCCACUUUCAAUUGGAGAAGGGACUAUGGAGGUUGUGACAGACAAAGGAUGGUUUCUGUCCGGUUACAGAACAGAAGUGAAAAAAUGCAUAAAAGAUCCAGUGACUCAUGUUAUUAUAACAGAGGACAAUGAAGAUGAAGACAGAAGGACAAGCAUGGACAGUGGGGUUAGCAUGGAGGCCAACUCUACUACGAACAGCGGUGGAAGUCCUCCAAUGAGACAAGAGGACAGUGGCUGUGGGAGCAUGGGAGGACCAGAGAGCUCGACUAGCAGUCAAACAGAUUACCCCCUGCAGGAGGAGAGGACUGAACUUGAUGUUGUUAGGAAGAGGGAGGACAGUGGCUUGGGUAUGGGCUGCCAGCUACAUUCUUCCUCCAUGAAUCUGGAUGGACGUGACAGUGAGUCUCUAAAGGAGGUUGUUGCUGGUGGUGAUUAUCGCAGACAGAGCCCCUCCUCUGUGCAGAUUCAUGCGUGCGGUGAUGAGGAAGCGUUUAAACAGAUUCACCCUGACUCAGUUUUGGCCGAUGUGGUUACAGGCUACAGGGCUGGGCCUCAAUCAUGUAUCUGCUCAGGAGCGGGUCAGUGCACUUGGUGUCAUAAACAAGCCGUUUAUGGAACAGGACAUAUCAAAGAAUACAGAGCUACACGUAUUGACAAUGGACUACUAAGCGGCAAAUGUGAUUUUGUGGACUCUUACAAAGGGGGGUUUACAUUUUCAAGCUAUUGUAAAAAAACACAAAUGGACACUGUCACAGUGGAUGACAUACAGACAACUUUUAUACAACUGGGGGAGAAUUUCCCUCUGCUAACAGCUCUAACGCCACGGUGCCUAAUAGAGGAAGGAAAGGACUUUAACAUGAACAAUGUCACUCUAUCUCUCUGUGAUGUACAGCUGACAAGUGAAUGAUACACUGUAGAAUGCAUCAACGCUAUUUAUAAUACUGACAGAACCUAUUUGAGAGCUGCACUCCCUUUUCUUACAAAACACACUGUUUGAAACAUAUAUGACGUAGUAUUUAGGGAGUAGAAAUGAUCCAAAAGGGGAAACACAUAAAGAGAAAAGUGAGAAAGCAAAAGGUUGUUAUUGAACAUGAAGAAAGGAAAUAGAAGUUAGACCACACAGCUGGUGGAUGGCUGUUGUUGAAGUCUCAUGAGCUGCUAGUGACAGAUAAUGUAACGUCAAAGGCCUCAUUUAACCCUGUCACGCUGGGUUUAUUUGCAAUUGACUACAUAGCAGUGUGCCGGAAGUGAAACUAGUGUGGGGAGCGAUGCAGAGAAACGGUUAACAGUUACAUGCUUUUGGACAUUUUGAGAUUUCUCCCUGACUAUCUAACUCCGCCAACAAUGAUACUAUGUCAGUAAUCCACCCUUAGAGGGUUUUUUUGUUGCCACUAUUUAAAUUUGACAGAGUAAAACACUUCUUAGUCACUUUACAGCAAACAGAUUUCUCACUUGUCAUUAACAUGGUCAUCAUUUCACAAACCUUAUGAUAUCAAGUGGUGUCAAACAAAAGCAGAAAUAAUCAGCAGAUAUUUCUAUCUUCAUUUUAAUGAUGUGCAGGGCAUUGUGUCGCAGAUUAUUUCAUGUUCUCUGACUUAGCAGGUGAUACACAUUUUUUAUUACCUAAAUGACAGACUUACUUCCUUGGUAAAUAUCUAGUAGAUGUUAUGAAAAAUAAAACGUAUUUAUUGUGCAUUACUGUGAA